Molecule: messenger RNA, 2968 nt
Organism: Actinia tenebrosa (Australian red waratah sea anemone)
Lineage: Eukaryota; Metazoa; Cnidaria; Anthozoa; Actiniaria; Actiniidae
Biological process (GO): RNA processing
Cellular component (GO): spliceosomal complex
Source: RefSeq, a predicted model, not a curated record
GUCGCCAUCUUGUUCUAACUUAUGUUUUGAAAAGGCUCUUGAAUUUUUAGUUUUUCUCGCUUAARAGCGAGACAAAAAUCGCUGUUUCAAGCAUGGGGCGACGCUCCACCAGUACUACUAAAAAUGGGAAGUUUAUGAAUCCUACAGAUCAAGCAAGAAAAGAAGCAAGGAAAAGAGAAUUAAAAAAGAACAAGAAGCAGAGAAAGAUGGUCAGAGAAGCAGUACUGAAGACGAAAGAUCCCAAGAGGAUUCUAGAUGAAAUUGAAAAAAUAGAGACAGUCGAGUUAGAUGCUGGAGUGGAGCCUCUGCCUAAUGAUAAAGCUUUAAAAGACAAGAAAAAAAAGUUACGAGAAACUCUUGAAAGACUACAGAAAUUAUUUGAAAAAAGUGACCCCAAAAAGGCAGGAGAAAUACAAAAGUUACUUAAUGAAAGUGAGAAAAGAAGAGAGCAUUUACAGAUAGAAGCUUACGAAUCCAUGCAUGCCAAGCUGCAGGCUGAACAGUUUGCCAAUAUUCCUCUUCCUACAAACAUUCCUCUCCCUCACUCAGGUAUGUUAAUGCCGAGUGACAUCCCUCUGCCAGGACCGUUACCAGGACAACAGACCCUACCCCCAGGAUUAAUCCCCCCAGGCCCACCCCCAGGGGAACCACCUGUGCCUUCCACAGGUACAGUCUCUUCGGCAACAGCAACUGACAAAUCCAAACUUCUGCACCCCCCUGGAGUAAGUGACGCAGAUCAUGAAGGGUUGGAAGAGAAAGGUGAUGAUGUGGAUUAUGAUGAUGAUGGCAGUAGUACGAGUGAGUCUGGUCUUGACGAGGAUGAAUAUCAACAAGAGAUGAAGAUUGGAGACUAUGCAAAGAUGGACACACAAGACUUUAAAGAUGAUAAAACUCAAGAUCAACAUCAUCGAAGUGUGAGAUUCGCAGAUGAAGCCACAGAUCCUAACAAACCAGUCAGCCAAUCAGAUGACCCCAGGUCAGCUGUACAGAGAGCUCUUCUAAAGAUCGCAGGAAUAGCUGAUGGUAAUAAACAAAAGAAUUCUCAAACAUCUGAUCAGCGCCCCACACCACCCGGCCCACCACCAGGACCUCGUGGCAUGACAAGUGUCCAGCCAAACUCUCAAAUCCCCCCUCCCCCUACCCAUUUAUUCCCACCUGGACCACCCCCUAGAGGACCCCCAGGACCUCCACCCAGGAUGCCUGGGGGUAUGCCACCCGGACCCCCACCGGGGAUGCCACCAGGCCCACCACCAGGGAUGCCUCCAGGUCCACCUCCAGGAAUGCCACCCAAUAUGGCUGCCCAGGUGAUGGGUAGAGGACCAAGACCGCUGAUGCAACAGCCCAUGAUGCCACCAGGACCACCACCAAGAAUGCCAAGGCCUCCUGGUCCCCCUCCACCUCAUAUGAUGUCAGGACAGGGGUCAGUACUAUCAGCGCCUCCUUCUGUUAUCCGUAAACCACCUAUGGCACAUCUACCUGGUGAUGCUUCUUCUGGAGGCAUACUUAAGAAAACUCCAGGAGUGGUAAUAUCAGCCAAACCACAAAUACGAAACACUCAAGCAGAAUUAACAAAACUCGUGCCAACAUCACUCAGAGUGAAACGUGAAGCCCCAAAACAAAAGCCCAAAGGAAAAGACACUCUAGAAAACAUGCCUUCACAAGAACCAAGACGACCAGAACAGAAUAUAUCAGGCAGAGCAACAAAGGACGAUGCCUAUGCAUUAUUUAUGAAAGAAAUGGAGGGGCUUCUGUAACCACUGGACUAAAAUAGACCUUAUUCGUGGUGUGACAAUGUUUUCUCAAUUCAGCGUGACGAACCUCCAAGGCAUUCAUUUUCUUUUUCUUUUUUUUCUUUUUUUACUCUUCGAAAAAUUCACGAGUAUCCCAAAGGAUACGAAAGGAAUAAUGAUGAUAUCCCGACGAGUUUCAAAACAAUAGCUCUUCAUUCCCCCAGAGGUUUGUCACGCUGAAUUGGGAAAACAUUGUCACACUACGAAUAAGGUAAUCUAUUGGCCAUUACUUUGCCAUUACUAAACUCUGUACCUUUGCUGUUUGUUGUGCACAUUUCAGAUCACGUGAUGCCACUUCUGGGAGCUGAUCUUUUCACGUGUAAUUUUUCAUGCGUAUUUUAACAUGUUCGUCAUAAAAGUACAAUAGGACAUUUGCAUUAUAGCGUUGUUUACUACCACUUCCAGAAUCCUUUAAUACUUUCUUUUGUUCAGUGCAUUAACACCAAUUGUCAUAUUACUAUACUCGUGAGGAAAUACAAAGCUGAAUAAGAAAGAAAAAUUCGCCAAGCAUUUUGGUGGUGGGAGUUAAAUGGCUUAUUCUCAAGGAAAAAUUCAUGUGAUCGGAAAUGGUCAAAUUACAUACAAAGAUUAAGAGGGCUACGUUUAUUGACGCCUACUACACAUUAGCAUUGCAAAUCCAUUCCGAAUCUUUAUAUGGGGUGGCGAUUUUUUGUUUCGCACAAAAACAUAGGUAACACGUACUGCACAAGCUCGUAAAGUUACCGACACACUCCCUGGCAAUGGUAGUCAAAUGAAACAACCAAACGACCUAGAGGAUACGAAAGCUUUCUCUGGUAUCAAAUUGUGGAAGAAACUUUACCGCUGAUUUUAUGAGCAUGCGCAGUAUGUUUUACAGAUAUUAACAAAGCUUAUCGGUGAGAUCCGGGAUGCUUACCAUUUACCCGGAAAACGGUGGCGUGUACCAUUUGUCGACAGUCGAAAUUUUCCCGCUCUUUUCUUAACAUUGGCAAACGAAUUUCCAAUCGGAUGUAUUGAUUGAAGUGGUAAGCGCCCCAGAAUUGUGUUUUUCUAUUGGUUGAGAAUGGAUGACGUAAAGUAGGUAGAUAUGGCCUGGUAUUUCGUAGCUCUUGUCUUGCUCCAAACGUUUUGUCGAACGUAUUUCAUAUCAAUGUAUUACUUGUUAUUAAUAAACGAAUGCAGUCAAGUUGAAUGUGAAA